Molecule: messenger RNA, 1563 nt
Organism: Alnus glutinosa
Lineage: Eukaryota; Viridiplantae; Streptophyta; Magnoliopsida; Fagales; Betulaceae
Product: probable BOI-related E3 ubiquitin-protein ligase 2
Exons: 2
Coding region: 443-1333 (296 amino acids)
Molecular function (GO): ubiquitin-protein transferase activity
Source: RefSeq, a predicted model, not a curated record
AAGUUAAAGAUAGAGAGAGAGACAGAGAGAGAGAGAGAGAGAGAGAGAGGAUUUAAGUAUCCUAGGCCAUCCCUCCACCUCUUUCAAGUUUUCAGUUACUUUAUUUCAAUCAAAAUUAUCUACUCCUAUAAAUUAUAAGCCACCUCUCUGUUUUUCCAAUAUAUAUAUAUAUAUGCUCCACACCCCCACCACCACCACCUUUCCUUUCUAUAUGUUCCUCAAACCCCAAGCAUUCAAAGAAGAAAGAACCUCCACAGAGGGGAAAAAAAAAUGAAGCCCUUUUGAUCCUUUUGAUUCAAGAACAAGUCAAGCACUAAGGUUGAAGCAAACCCCAGUUGGUUGUUUGUUUGUUAGAGAGAAGGGUUUUCUUUUGGUUUGGUAAUUGGUGCCUUGUGUUCUGGUUUUGGGAGUUGUUGUGGUGUUUUUUUUGGGAGGUUUUGUUAUGGCGAUUCAAGCGCAGUUGUAUUCGGAGAAUCUUGGGUUUCCGUCGUGCGGCUCACAGGAUUGGAUCAUGGAGAAUGGUUGUGGUGGGUUCAAUGGCUUCUCUCUCAAUCUCCAACAGAAACAACAAUUGCAACAACAGCAGCAACAUGUGCAGCAGCUACAAUCUCAACAGCAGAGGAAUCAGAAUCUGUUUUUCGACAACAGUUUUCUUUCUUCUACUUUGAAAAACGACACCAACGCCACCGACAAUAACAAUAACCACAGUCACGAUCUACCAAUGCUGUACUCUCAAGGCAUAGCUUCUCAGUUUGAGAAACAGAGGCAAGAGAUUGACCAAUACAUCAGAUUACAGCAGAACGAGAGAUUGAGAUUAGUAUUGCAAGAGCAGAGAAAGCAACAACUUGCACAGCUACUGAAGAAAAUCGAAUCAAAAACAUUGCUUUUCCUAAGACAGAAGGAUGAGGAAAUUGCACAAGCAGCUAAGAGAACAAUGGAGCUUGAAGAUUUUUUGGGAAGAUUGGAGGCAGAAAAUCGAGCGUGGCAGAGAGUGGCUCAAGAAAAUGAAGCCAUGGUUGUUUCCCUGAAUAACACUUUAGAACAGGUUAAAGAAACGGCCCCUUGUGGCUUCAACAACGGAGCAGACGACGCAGAGUCUUGCUGUGAUAACGGUGGAGGGCAGGAAGAAGCAGAGGAAAACAGAGGAGGAUUGUGUGAGGUUGAGCAGAGAAAUAUGAUGACGGUGUGCAAAGGCUGUUAUUGUCGGAGUUCGUGCAUGCUGUUCCUUCCUUGCAGGCACCUUUGUUCAUGCAAAUCUUGUGAGGCUCUUCUCGAUUCCUGCCCCGUCUGUACAACAGCAAAGAAGGCCAGCAUAGAGGCUUUGAUUUUCUAGGCAAGUUUUCCGGGAAAAGUUAAGAAAAAAAAAAAAAAAAACUUAGAAAUAUGCUUGGAUUUGAUCAGAGCACGAUGAAUGAACAGAGCCCAUUUAGACGCAUGCACUGUUUUUUAGUUUUUAACUUGUAGGGUCUCUGUUUUUAAUUUUAUUUGUACCUUAAAACAACCAAAAAUCAAUUGAACAGAAUUACAGGACAGAGCAUCUUUUCCUUUCCUGGAUUAUUGAGA